CUCCCUGUUUUUCAAGAAAGGACGAGAAGUUACUGGGAUAUAGUUUCGCCAAAAGAAGUUGCUACCUAACAUUUCUCCAUCUCUCCUGAUGCCACCAUGUCUGCCCUGCCAGCCGGGCCCGGUAAGGGGGAUUGUGAAAAGGGCGAGAGGCAGAAAAGCAGCGGUGGUCGUAGCGGGUACGACACGUACGUGCUGCCGUGCGUGGCCGAGUUUUUCGGGACUGGCCUCUUCGUGUUCACCGGCUGCGCUUCGCUGAUCGAAAACUCUCCGGGAACUGGCAGGCUUCAACCGGCCGUCGCGCAUGGACUCGCGCUUGCUAUUUCUGUGGCCAUUACGGCAGGAGUGAGUGGUGGACACAUGAACCCUGCAGUGUCGCUGGGAGCAGCCUUGUGUGGAGGUCUCAAUGUCUUCCUGCUUAUUCCCUUUUGGGCGGCGCAGUUCUGUGGAGGGCUGGUUGGGGCUGGCUUAGCACGGGCGGUGUCAUCGGACGCACGCUUCAUCAACGCGACGGGCGGAGCCUUCACCUCCAUCAAGACCGACGAGCAGGUGGCCGGCGCCCUGGUGGCCGAGAUCGUCAUGACGUUCUACCUGGUGCUCACCGUGUGCAUGAGCGCCAUCAACAAGCAGAGCAAGACGCCCCUCGCCCCCUUCUGCAUCGGGCUCACGCUCACCGUCGCCAUUCUGGGAGGGGGUGGGGUGUCGGGUGCCUGUCUGAACCCAGCCAGAGCCUUGGGCCCGGCGGUGGUGGCUAACUACUGGCCCUAUCACUGGGUGUACUGGGUUGGGCCUCUCAUUGCUGCAGUGAUCGUAGGAGUGGUCCUCAGGCUUCUUCUCGGUGACCCAGGGAUACGACUUGUCAUGAAGACGGAAACUUUUGCAUGAAAUCUUCAACUUUUCAACUUCUUUUUUUUCAUUCCCACUGCCACAUACACACACACAAACACACACGCACAUGCACACACACACACACACAUACGCCAAGUCACACCACCAAGAUGUGAGGGAGACAUCACAUGUGCACUGCUGAGAUGUUUUAUCUGCCAGCAAGCAUGACUGUGUGAGCUGUGGCAGACCCAGGCAGUUUGAAAGGAAGGACGUAUUGCUGCAGUACGCAGUCUGACGCAGGGCCAGUCUGACUGGACUCUACCCUAAAGGAGACACAGACACAGGGCCUUACAGUGUCACGGCUCCGGCUCCUGACCACUAAAUGCCGUGUUUUAGUUCUUACCUUGUUCCUUUCAUUUCUCUGUGUUUGGUGUCUCGUGUCUGUUAAUCAUUCGUUGUUAUUGGAUAAUUGAUUCUUCACAUUUCGCUGGUCUGCUCGUUUCCAGUGAUUGUCUGCAUGUGUCUCACUGUGUAUUUAAGUUCCUGGUUUUCUUCAGUUCAUGUUUUACUGGUAUUCUACUGGUAUUCUACCUCCUUUAGCCUUAUUUCUGUUUUGUGUUUCUUUGCUGUUUAAAGACUUCAGUAGGCUUAUUAGCCUGCCUCCGCAUUGAUUUCUAUGCCUGGGUCCGAAUACUUUUUGUGAGCCCUGACAUACAGUGGAUGGCAAAUCGUCUCGUAGCACUAAGCAAUAGAAAUGUUCAUUUGCAUUUAAAAAUGGAUGAAUUGUGUAUGUUAUUUAACAAUUAAAUUGCACCAUAUUAUUCAUCAUAUUGAGUAGAUUUAGAAAAUCAUACAAAAUAUGUAAACAGUGUUUGCUUGCAUGCCAGUCUAUUGAAGGGAUGACACUGGCUUUGCCACCAUAUCUGUUCCAGCUGCUAUGUGCGUUUUAUUUUUUGUUUUUUGUUUUUUUUUGUGGACAAUUGUCUGUGAACAAACUGAGGAACAUGUAAACCAUUAUGUAAGAAGGCUAGAGAGAAAAAUGUUUGGGGGGAGGAACCAAUGGUAUGAUAUUAAUUCAAUCAACUAAGUGCCAGACCAACAACACAGAGGUAGAAUCUGCCUAAAAAACCUUGCUUUCAACCUCUUCAGAUAAAACUCACCUGCCUGUAUCAGCCUCAAUCUAAAUUUCACUGUGGGAUUUCAUUUUCACAAAUAGAUAUUGUAUAAUAUUAAUGCUAUUUUUCGUAUUUACAGAGGUAUGCUGAGCUACAAAGAGAGCUGGAUAUUGGUAUGAAUAAAUGUAUGGAUAUAUUUUGGUAUCUGAUUAAAAAUUGUAAAUAACUAUGUGAGAGGAUCACAACUUGGAUUAUUUCUGGGAACCUGUCUAAAGGGAUAAAUGUACAUAUGAUGGCUGUUUGUUAGCAUUUGUUUCUGGAACAUAUAAUUGUUUUUGGUUAUCAUUAUUAAUUACUGUGUUUUAAUACUUUUAUUUUAAUAGUCCUACAUGAAUUUGAGACAGAAGUACCAAUUCAGACUGCAAUUAACACUUAAUAAAUGGUUUGUUACACA
Messenger RNA from Anguilla rostrata (American eel), 2394 nucleotides. Its product is annotated as aquaporin-8-like. The record is from RefSeq and is a predicted model, not a curated record. The transcript is spliced from 6 exons. The coding region runs from base 97 to 882 and encodes 261 amino acids. Gene Ontology annotation, biological process: water transport; transmembrane transport. NCBI's taxonomy places the organism in Eukaryota, Metazoa, Chordata, Actinopteri, Anguilliformes, Anguillidae. Gene Ontology annotation, molecular function: water channel activity. Gene Ontology annotation, cellular component: plasma membrane.